Messenger RNA from Gongylonema pulchrum, 249 nucleotides. Lineage: Eukaryota; Metazoa; Nematoda; Chromadorea; Rhabditida; Gongylonematidae. The record is from the annotation of a GenBank genome assembly.
CAGGAUAGCUUGGCACAGGUGCAAGAAUAUGCGGAUGUCGGUAUUUCUGUGAGAGGCUCCUAUUAUCCGGGCAAUAAGGAGCCAAAAGAUGGCGAACGAAAGCUUUUCCUUUUCUUGGAGGCACGAUCAGAACUUGCACUGCGACGUGCACGAGAGGAAAUUUUGAGGAUCAUGAAAGACACUGUGCGACAGAUGGCUCAAACUGGAGCACGAAGUGCAGGAAUGGCAGGAAGAUAUAAAGUUUUCUAA